AUGAAGCUCUGUGGGGAUACUAUUACUGAGGAGAUGUUAUUGGAAAAGACCUUCAGCAUAUUCCACACCUCUAACAUGGUACUGCAGCAACAUUAUAGAGCACGAGGCUUCACUGAAUACAACCAACUGAUAUCUGUGCUUCUGGUAGCUGAACAGAACAGUGAGCUCUUGAUGAAAAACCAUAAUUCCCGACCUACUGGAUCAGCACCGUUCCUAGAAGUGAAUGCUGCUUCCCUUGAUAAGGACGUGGCCACAAGCAAGGCCGGUGGAAAGGGAAAGAUCUUCAAGAGCGUGUGCUUACUGGGCGCCGUGUUUCUUUACAGAGCACUGGCGAAGAGCAGCGACGAGAAAGAGAGAGGUUCCGUAGAGGAGGAGAAUAUGAGUGAGUGCGUGAAGAGCGUGAUGGUCUCCAACGGAGAAGGUAGAUCCAUUGACGGUGACGUCGACGUCAUCAUCGUCGGUGCGGGUGUCACUGGUUCUAAGUGGCGGAGGAUGAGCUUCUGCAGCAGCAGCCGCUGCUUGAAUCUUAGAAGCAGCGACUCUUCAAAUCCAGCCGAUCAGGAUACCGAGUUUUCGUCCUCCUCAUGCCUUUACACCAUGAAAGUCAUCGACAAUGAGGCUCUAGCGAUGAAGAAGAAGGUGCAGAGAGCCGAGAUGGAGAGAAAGAUCAUCAAAAUGCUUGACCACCUGUUCUUGCCCACUUUCUACGCCGAGUUCGAAGCCUCGCAUUUCUCCUGCAUCGUCAUGGAGUACUGCUCCAGUGGCAACCUCUACUCCCUCCGCCACAUUCAGCCUCACAAACGUUUCUCCCUCAACUCCGCAAGGUUCUACGCUGUGGAGGUCCUGGUGGCGUUGGAAUACCUCCACAUGUUGGGAAUCAUCUAUAGGGACUUAAAACCCGAGAACGUGCUGGUCAGAUCGGACGGUCACAUCAUGCUCUCCGACUUUGACCUCUCACUAUGCUCGGACGCAAUCCCUGCCAGCUCAACCACCAAGCAAAGAAAAAGAAAGGCACAUUAG
Molecule: messenger RNA, 1020 nt
Organism: Malus domestica (apple)
Lineage: Eukaryota; Viridiplantae; Streptophyta; Magnoliopsida; Rosales; Rosaceae
Source: RefSeq, a predicted model, not a curated record